This is a messenger RNA of Chiloscyllium plagiosum (whitespotted bambooshark), 12118 nucleotides long. Lineage: Eukaryota; Metazoa; Chordata; Chondrichthyes; Orectolobiformes; Hemiscylliidae. The record is from RefSeq and is a predicted model, not a curated record.
UUUUGUUACCAGCUUCUUAGUAAACGUCUGGCAACAUCUGUGGAGAGAGAAACAGUUAACAUUUCGAGUUCGCUAUGACUCGUGUUCAGAACUCCUGCUCGGUUUCUUCAGCCGAAUCUGGGUUUGUUUAAGAUUUCCAGCAACUACAGGGUUUUAUUUUUGACUUGGUAAAAACAGCUUCAAUCUUACCUUUGCACAAUUUUACUAAUGUCUAAUAUUCAAAUACAAUGGAGCAGUGGCUAGUUCAAUAUCUAAACAUGGAAUACUAUGCAUCUCGCAUCUGGGAUUGUAAGAAAUUUAACGGGACUUCCUUUGGGCAUAUUAGCUGACUUCCUGAAGAACAUCUUCCCAGCUCAACCCGGCAAGAGCAUUUUAUCCCGUUCAUUAGAGUCAACGGGGAACACAUUAAAAAGCCGAUCUGAGGAAAAGGGUGUGUGGCAUCCCAUCAGGGUCAAACUGCAAUUUAGUUUGUCUCUGACUAGGAGCCUUUGAAAUCCACUGGGAAACCAACGGGAUUUGUAACAGACUGUUUGGGAAUCCGGGAGAAUCCUCUUCCUGCGCCCUCCCCUUCCCUAAGCAUACAGAUGGUCAGACGUAUAGAGUAUACUGGAACAGAAAUGAGUUGUGAGAAAUUGCAGAUCCGGUUGGGAUUUUCAAAGCAAUGUUACCAAUGUUUGGGUCAGUGCCCCAAUCAGUUUGAUAACACCAGGUUUCCAUCCUCUCAGAAGUUGGGAUGAUCGCCUUUGGGGAAAAGUCUUUUUUUUCUGCCUUUAUUUCUACGUGUCAAAGGGCACGGGAAUGAUCCUUGUUUCCAGUGGCCCGCGUUCUAGGACAUAUCCCGGGACUUUUCCAAUGGCUCCGCGCUGACACUUUCCAACAUUUCCAAUAGUAGUCUGUCUCCACCUCCUCGGUGUUUUCUUUAGGUGCUGCGUGUUUGAACGAAUGAGCACAAUGAGAAAGUCGAGGAAAGAGCCGGUUUAAUGGGAACCAGAUGUGGGAGAGUGCGGCGAGACUUGUCGAUCAGUUUCGGCCUAAUCCAAUGAGGGCCGGAGUUGGGGAGCUCUGCCCUCUCCCGGGGGCUAUUGGCUGUUCUUGGGGUUAAACAUAAAGCCAGCUAUAAAACCAGGAGAUCAGAGCGAGAGAGCCGCUUCUCCUCCCCUUUCCUAUCCACUUUGGAACACAUCUGUUCGCUUCCAGAAAUGCAGGGAAGGGGCUUCAUUUCCCUGUUCAAACUGCACUGGCUUCUCAGCUUGGUUUCUGCAAUCGAAAGAGAGGAGCUUUUCCCGUUUGGUCCACACACACAAGACCUGACCCUGCAGCAAGGCGAUGAUGAAACCUCUCAAGUUAUCCAACUCAAAAGGCCAUUUGUCUUUUAUGACACACAGUUCAGUCACCUCUACGUAGGAACGAAUGGGAUCAUCUCCACGCAGGAUUUCCCCCGAGAGACUCAAUAUGUGGAUGACGGAUUCCCCACUGAUUUCCCGGUGAUAGCGCCUUUCCUGUCAGAUAUCGACACAAGCAAUGACCGAGGGCGGAUUUAUUACAGACAAGACGAUUCCUCGGAUGUCCUUGGCCGCGCCGGCCGGGAGAUCAGGAGAGGUUUUCCUCAAAGCUCAUUCACUCCGACCAACGCUUUUAUCGCCACUUGGGAGAACGUGGCGCCUUAUGAGGAAGUGUCGCGCUCGGUUGCCUCCUCUGUCAGGUUCAACACCUUUCAGGCACUGUUGGCUUUUGAUGAGUCAAACACCUAUGCAAUUUUUCUCUACCCAGAAGAUGGGUUGCAGUUCUUUGGAACUCGUCCUAAGGAGUCCUACAAUGUUCAGAUAGAGCUGCCUGCUCGCGUGGGCUUCAGCAGAGGGGAAACUGGGUUCUUUCUGUGGAAAAGUGAGGGUCCUUAUUACAGUAUUACCAGCAAUGAACAAUCUGUGAAAAACCUAUAUCAAAUGGGCAAUUCAGGUACUCGAGGAGUUUGGGUUUUUCAUAUCGGUGGAGCUUCCUCAUUUAACAAUGUAAUUCCAGCAAAUGUAGGAGGGACGCCUUCAAGAGAGGACUCUGUUGUAACAUUGGAUAGUGCUUUAAGUGGCCCAGUUAAGCAUAAUAUGUUGGAAUCUGAAUACACUGACAAUGAAGAUUACAAACAAUAUUAUGAAGAUGAUGAUGAAGAAGAGGAAUACAUGCCUUCUGUACCCACAGAGGCUGUGGAUAGAAUUGAUGGGAUUCCAGACAACCUACCAUAUCCAGAUGGAGGCAUUAUACCUUCCUAUCCUGAAGGUUACCCAGAGGCAGGCAUUGUGUCAUCAUACCCUGAGACUGGGGUUUUGCCAUCAUAUCCCGAGAGGCAACCUGAGGUUAUGACUGAGUCAAGGUACCCUGGUGGAUACUCAGAGGUUGAAUCUUUGCUGAGAAAUCCGUUACCAGUUACACAUAAUAGACAUAUUGUCAGUGUGGAAGAAGAUGAUGAAAUAGGUACUGGUGGUUUCACGUACAAUACAGGCACAAGGGAAACCUGUGCGAGAAACCAGGGACAGUGUUCCCAACAUGCUUAUUGUGCUGAUUACUCAACUGGAUUCUGCUGUCAUUGCCAUUCUGGUUACUAUGGCAAUGGAAGAGAAUGUCUACCAGAAGGUGUUACUCAGCGUGUAAAUGGAAAAGUAAAUGGAAAAUUAAUAGUUGGAGCCAAUCGAAUGCCUGUGGAGUUUCGGAAUGCUGACCUCCAUGCAUAUGUAGUUGUAAAUGAUGGGAGAGCCUUUACAGCUAUUAGCCAAAUUCCUGAGGUGGUAGGUUGGGCAAUGCAGUCGCUUCCUAUAAUUGGAGAUCUUUUUGGAUGGUUGUUUGCUGUGGAACAACCAGGCUUCAAAAAUGGUUUCAGCAUUGCAGGUGCUAAAUUUAUUCGCAAUGUUGAUAUCAUCUUCUAUCCUGGCAACGAGAAGUUAAAUAUAAUGCAAAUAGCUCAAGGACUUGAUACACAGAAUUAUCUCAGCAUUGCCACUGAAAUUGAAGGUGAAUUGCCUGAUAUUGCCCAAGGUGCUACGGUCCAGAUCCAGCCAUAUGAUGAACUCUACUACCGUUCUAGUUCUGCAAUUACCUCUACAACCUACAGAGAGUAUUCAGUUGAAACCAGGAAUGGUGGGACACAGACACUUCGAUAUCAGUUGAGGCAGAACAUUACUUACUAUGACUGUGAACAUGCACCAAGGACGAUUCCAGCCAGUCAACAACUUAAUGUUGAUCGUAUUUUUGUGCUUUAUGAUGAGAGUGAGAAGGUUGUUAGAUAUGCAAUGAUUAACCAGAUUGGAGCCGCCAGAGGUAACUUGAGGCCUGAUACAGUAAAUCCAUGUCAGGAUGGAAGCCACACUUGUGAUCCAAGAGCGCAAUGUUUUGCAAUAAAUGAACGUGAACACAUCUGCAAGUGCACUCCUGGCUAUGAAGGAGAUGGCAAAGUUUGCUCAGAUAUUGAUGAGUGUGCUGAUAUUAGCACCCACGAGUGUGGAGAACAUACUGUUUGCGUCAAUGUGGCUGGAUCCUAUGGGUGUGACUGCCAGCAUGGCUAUAAAAUUCUAGAGAAUGGAAACACAUGUGUUUCUGUUGACCAAUGUACUGAGGGUUUAUGUCAUUCACAUGCAACUUGUUAUGACACCCCUGGCUCGUACGUCUGUCAAUGUAACCCUGGUUAUGAAGGAGAUGGUACCCAGUGUAGACCAAUCGAGCCAGAACCUGUAUCACGCACAAAGACUGCUUGUGAGGAGCUGCGAGAUGAAGUGGAAGCUGAGUUCAGCCCCCGUGGCCCAAGACCCCACUUUGGUAUGCAUGUUCCUCAAUGUGAUGAGCAGGGCAACUUCAGACCUCUACAGUGCCACAGCAGUACAGGCCAGUGCUGGUGUGUAGAUGCAUGGGGCAGGGAAAUUUCUGGAACCAGAACACAGCCUGGAAAUAAUCUACCAACAUGUAGGCACUCAGAACCCAUUCAGCACUCAAAGACUGCUUGCGAACAGCAUCGAGAGAGACUGAAAACAGAGCUAAGUGUGCGUGGAUCUCCAGCUCUUACUGGAAUCCAUAUCCCUGAGUGCGAUGAUGAAGGAAAUUUCAGACCUCUGCAAUGCCACAGCAGUACUGGCCACUGCUGGUGUGUCUAUGAAAAUGGACAAGAAAUUCCAGGGACUAGGACGCCACCUGGAACUGAUCAACCACAGUGUGGACAGCCAGUAACAAAUGAACGUCCAAAGACUCUUUGUGAACAGCACCAAGAGAGAGUGCACUUAGGCUUGACACCUCUAAUUGGAGCCUAUAUCCCUCAGUGUGAUAAGCAGGGGAACUUCAAGCCUCUGCAGUGCCAUGGCAGUACAGGCCACUGCUGGUGUGUGGAUGAAAGGGGACAGGAAAUUCCUGGGACAAGGACACCACCUGGAAUUAGUCAACCACAGUGUGGACAGCCAGUAUCCACUGAACGCCCAAAGACUAUUUGUGAACAGCACCGAGAGAGACUGCGAGCAGAGCUGAACCUGCGUGGAUCACAAUCUCUUGUUGGGGCCUAUAUCCCUGAGUGUGACGAGGAGGGGAACUUCAAGCCUCUGCAAUGCCAUGGCAGUACAGGCCACUGCUGGUGUGUGGAUGAAAGGGGACAGGAAAUUCCUGGGACGAGGACACCACCUGGAACUGGUCAACCACAGUGUGGGCAGCCAGCAAACAAUGAACGUCCAAAGACUGCCUGUGAACAGCAUCGAGACAGAUUGCAAUCAGAGUCACGUGGAUCACAUCCUAUUAUUGGAGUCCAUAUCCCUGAGUGUGAUGAAGAGGGAAACUUCAAGCCUCUGCAGUGCGACAGCGGUACAGGGUACUGCUGGUGCGUAUAUGAGAAUGGACAGCAAAUUCCAGGGACGAGAACAUCCCCUGGAACCAGUCAGCCACAAUGUGGACAGCCAGCAAUCAAUGAACGGGUAAAGACUGCUUGUGAACAGUAUCAAGAGAGACUUCAAGCAGAGCUGCGGCUGCGUGGAACUCUUGUUGGAAUUCAUAUCCCUGAGUGUGAUGAGGAGGGGAACUUCAGACCUCUGCAAUGUCAUAGCAGCACAGGCCGCUGCUGGUGUGUAUAUGAGAAUGGACAGGAAAUUCCUGGGACUCAGACGCCUCCUGGAACUGACCCACCCCGCUGUGGCGUACCAGAAAUUAAUGAACGUUCAAAAACUGCUUGUGAGCAACAUCGAGAGAGACUGCAAAUGGAAAUGAGCUUGCGUGGAAAUCAAGCUCUUGUUGGAAUCCAUAUCCCUGAGUGUGAUGAAGAGGGGAAGUUCAGAUCUGUGCAGUGCCACAGCAGUUCAGGCCACUGCUGGUGUGUAUAUGAAAACGGACAGGAAAUUCCGGGAACUCGGACACCACCUGGAAGUGCUCGACCUCGCUGUGGGCUGCCAGCAGCCAGUGAUCAUCCAAAGUCUGCUUGUGAAGAACAUCGAGAAAGGAUACAAACACAGUUGAGACUGCAUGGAUCACAACCUCUUAUUGGAAUCCAUAUCCCUGAGUGUGAUGAGGAGGGGAACUUCAGGCCUCUGCAAUGCCACAGCAGCACAGGCCACUGCUGGUGUGUAUAUGAGAAUGGACAGGAAAUUCCUGGCACUAGGACACCUCCUGGUACUGAUCGACCACAGUGUGGACAGCCAGCCACUGAUGAACGCCCAAAGACUAUUUGUGAACAGUAUCGGGAGAGACUGCAAGCAGAGCUGAACCUGCGUGGAUCACAACCUCUUGUUGGGGCCUAUAUCCCUGAGUGUGAUGAGGAGGGGAAAUUCAAGCCUCUGCAGUGCCAUGGCAGUACAGGCCACUGCUGGUGUGUCGAUGAAAGGGGACAGGAAAUUCCUGGAACAAGGACACCCCCUGGAACUGGUCAACCACAGUGUGGACAGCCAGUACCCAUUGAACGCCCAAAGACAUCUUGUGAACACUAUCGGGAGAGACUGCAAGCAGAGCUGAACCUGCGUGGAUCACAACCUUUAGUUGGAGCCUAUAUCCCUCAGUGUGAUGAGGAGGGGAACUUCAGGCCUCUGCAGUGCCACGGCAGUACAGGCCACUGCUGGUGUGUGGAUGAAAUGGGACAGGAAAUUCCUGGGACAAGGAUACCCCCUGGAACUGGUCAACCACAGUGUGGGCAGCCAGGACCCGUUGAACGUCCAAAGACUAUUUGUGAACAGCACCGAGAGAGACUGCAAGCAGAGCUGAGUCUGCGUGGAUCACAACCUCUAAUUGGAGCCUAUAUCCCUGAGUGUGAUGAGGAGGGAAACUUCAAGCCAUUGCAGUGCCAUGGCAGUACAGGCCACUGCUGGUGUGUGGAUGAAAGGGGACAGGAAAUUCCUGGGACAAGGACACCACCUGGAACUGGUCAACCACAGUGUGGACAGCCAGAACCCAUUGAACGCCCAAAGACUGCUUGUGAACAGUACCGAGAAAGACUGCAAGCAGAGUUGAAUCUUCGUGGAUUGCAAACUGUUGUUGGAGUCCAUAUCCCUGAGUGUGAUCAGGAGGGGAACUUCAAGCCUCUACAAUGCCACAGUGGUACAGGAUACUGCUGGUGCGUGGAUGGAAGAGGACAGGAAAUUCCUGACACUCGGACUCCUCUUGGAUCUGACCAACCACAAUGUGGACAGCCAGAACCCAUUGAACGCACAAAGACUGUUUGUGAACAGCAGCGAGAGAGACUGCAAGCAGAGCUGAACUUGCGUGGAUCUCCAGCUCUGGUUGGUGCCUAUAUCCCUGAGUGUGAUGAGGAGGGGAACUUCAAGCCCCUGCAAUGCCAUGGCAGUACAGGCCAUUGCUGGUGUGUGGAUGAAAGGGGACAGGAAAUUCCUGGGACGAGGACACCCCCUGGAACUGGUCAACCACAGUGUGGACAGCCAGAACGCAUUGAUCGCCCAAGAACUGCCUGUGAACAGUACCGAGAGAGACUGCAAGCAGAACUGAACCUGCGUGGAUCACAGGUGGGGGUCCAUAUCCCUGAGUGCGAUAAGCAGGGGAACUUCACGCCUCUGCAGUGCCAUGGCAGUACAGGCCACUGCUGGUGUGUGGAUGAAAGGGGACAGGAAAUUCCUGGGACGAGGACACCACCUGGAACUGGUCAACCACAGUGUGGACAGCCAGAACACAUUGAUCGCCCAAGGACUGCUUGUGAACAGUACCGAGAAAGACUGCAAGCAGAGCUGAACCUGCGUGGAUCACAGGUGGGGGUCCAUAUCCCUGAGUGCGAUGAAGAAGGGAACUUCAAGCCUCUGCAGUGCCAUGGCAGUACAGGGUACUGCUGGUGUGUGGAUGAAAGGGGACAGGAAAUUCCUGGGACAAGAACACCACCUGGACCUGAACAGCCACAGUGUGGACAGCCAGAACGCAUUGAUCGCCCAAGGACUGCCUGUGAACAGUACCGAGAGAGACUGCAAGCAGAGCUGAACCUGCGUGGAUUACAGGUGGGGAUCCAUAUCCCUGAGUGUGAUGAGGAGGGGAAAUUCAAGCCUCUGCAGUGCCAUGGCAGUACAGGCCACUGCUGGUGUGUGGAUGAAAGGGGACAGGAAAUUCCUGGGACAAGGACACCACCUGGAACUAGUCAACCACAGUGUGGACAGCCAGAGCCUGUUGAAGGCCCAAAGACUAUUUGUGAACAGCAUCGAGAGAGACUGCAAGCAGAGCUGAACCUGCGUGGAUCACAACCUUUUGUUGGAGCCUAUAUCCCUGAGUGUGAUGAACAGGGGAACUUCAAGCCUCUGCAGUGCCAUGGCAGUACAGGAUACUGUUGGUGUGUGGAUGAAAGGGGACAGGAAAUUCCUGGGACCAGGACACCUCCUGGAUCUGGUCAACCACAGUGUGGGCAGCCAGAACCCCCACAGCGACAACCAACUGUGUGCGAACGGUGGAGACUGAGUCUUCUGGAACAUUACAGUGGCAGACCAGCUAAUGAUCAGUACAUUCCCGAAUGUAAUGAGUUUGGGGAAUUUAGUCCUUUGCAAUGCCAUGGAAACAGUGGUUACUGUUGGUGUGUCGAUAAAGAUGGUCGGGAAAUUCAAGGAACUAGGACUGAACCCGGCAGUCCACCUGCAUGUAUACCAACAGUUGCACCUCCCAUUACACAGCCUUCUCCAGCUCCUGUAGUGUCUGCACCACGCACGGGUACCUUCCUUUUAUAUGCUCAGGGCCAGCACAUUGGGUACCUGCCCCUGAAUGGUACUCAGCUAAACAAAGAGGGAGCCAAGAGCCUGUUAGCUCUUCAUGGUUCAAUUGUUAUUGGUAUUGAUUACGACUGCAGGGAUAAGAUGGUUUACUGGACUGAUGUUUCUGGCCGAACUAUUAAUCGCGCUAGUUUGGAACCAGGUGCUGAGCCAGAAACAGUUAUUAACUCAGACCUGAUUAGUCCUGAAGGACUAACCAUAGACUACCUCCACAGAAACAUGUUUUGGACUGACAGUGGAUUGGAUAAGAUAGAAGUUGCUAAAUUGGAUGGAUCUGAACGAAGAGUUCUUGUUGAUACUGAUCUGGUAAAUCCCAGAGCAAUUGCAGUGGACUCUCUUAAUGGCAACCUUUACUGGACAGACUGGAAUCGUGAAGCUCCUAAAAUUGAGACUUCUCGUGUAGAUGGAACUAACAGAAGGGUAUUAGUUACAAAUGACAUUGGAUUGCCAAAUGGAUUGACAUUUGACCCUUUUUCCUCACAACUAUGUUGGGCUGAUGCUGGAACCAAAGAUCUGGAGUGUGUGUUUUCCGAUGGUACAAGAAGACAGGUGGUGCAACGUGGUCUAAACUAUCCCUUUAGUAUUGUUGCUUAUGCAAAUCACUUCUACUACACAGAUUGGAGAAGAGAUGGAAUUAUAGUUGUAUCUAAAGAUAGUAACCAAAUUACUGAUGAGUACCUACCUGAUCAAAGAUCACAUCUGUACGGAAUAACUGUGGCCUACCCUCGUUGUCUGCAUGGAAGCAAAUAAUGAUUGUGCUGGUAAUGACAACUGUAUUUCAGCAUACUACAUCUGGAGGAAGAGCUCUAUUGGAGCACAAUGCUGCAUGGAUUGGUCUGUACUUUUCCUCCCAUUGUUAGUAGGGAACUGAAAAUGUUACAUGGUAACUAUAUUUUUUUUUGAGAGAGCUUCCAUACCUCAUGAUUUUCAAGAACACACUACUGUGCUGCCUUUUUGUUUUUAGUGGACUCAGUGACUGGUAUGAAUACAUGGUCAAUACCUGGUCGCUUAUUCUGAAAUUUAAAGAACACAAGCAUAAAUAGUUGUGUGAUGGACACAUAUCAAGUAUAUGAUGCAGUGAAGAAAAAGCACAAACUAUGGAAUAAAAUACUUCAGAGAUGAUUUAACAGAAGGUGAUACAGCACCAUACAAACAUUUCCUGUACUUACGAAUAGCUGCUUUACUCUAUCCUGCGAGUCAUUCCAACUUGCAUACAAAUCGACUUGUGAGCAGAUUCCAGAACGGAACCCAUUCACAACCUGAGGACUGGCUGAAUUCUUUUCCGAAAGGCUGGCAAAAUGUUUCAAUUUCUUUCUCAUCAUCUAGAAGUAACUGCACUUAUUUCAGAAGUAUUUAACAGUCAGCUUCAAACAACUAAACAAUCGUGAUUUUCAGAUUUGACAUCCUGAAUUGAUGUCUAAAACUUAACAAGAUUCAGUUAUUCAGUCAGAUAUUGUUGCAAUUGUUACCCUUGACAAGCUACAUAGAAGAAUCAGAUAUGAAUGUACCAUAGUCCAACAAAAUAAAAUUAGUUCCUGUUUAGACUGAAAAUAUUUCUCUAACCAAAACUGUUUUAACCAGAAAGCGAUGUUACAAGUUGAACUAAAGACUGAUACAGUAGAUGAUUUAGUCUGGAACAAAAGUAUAGCAAUACUGAUUUUCUUAUUGUAAAAUGCCUGUGUAUCAUCAGUAAAGCAACAUCUGCUCAACAUCAUUUAUGACUAGCCCAAGACAUUCAGGUGUAUGAUAUAUAUUACAAGCAAAACCCAAAAUGUCAGUGGACAUGUCAGACUAUUGCAGUAUUACUCGUAUUAAAUCAUAUUUGACCUGAGCUUACUUUUCAACAGCAAUAAAAAUUGCCAAACUACAAAUUUAAAAAAUCAUUGGACAUCAUGAAUAUUGUAAAACAACCUCAAAAUUAAACAUGUUUUUCCCUUAAAGAUGGCACACCAAUGUGUUUACACAUUGACUUACUAUGCAAUCAUUAUACAUUUCCCAAAUACAAGAGUGGUUUUUAAAUAGCCUAUUUAGCAGUCAACUGGUUCAGUGCUGAUGAUGCCAAUGUGGAGUUUUGCCUCACAUAAAUUUAUUCUGCAUAUUGUUCUGUUGCAGUAUUCCUGUUACAAGUAAAUAUUAGUGACUUACAUAAAAGGUACCUAGUCAUGAUGGUGAUGAGCUCAGUUACAGUAACACAAUAGUAAACAAGAGUUCACAAACUGGACUUCAGACGUGCAGAAUUUCCUCGAUCUGGGCUCCAAACAAAGCCAUGUGUGGCAGGAAGAAAUACCUCUGGAUAACCCAGUUGUUUUCCUCAUCAGGAAAUUAUGACAGUAUUUUGCAUCAGGCUUCCAAACUAGAUUAGGAAGAGUCUCGGUACAGAACAAUAUAGCAAUUUUGUAUUUAAUAUUGCUUUAAAAAUAACCACAAUGCUAUUAAAACAUUGUUUGGGUGGGGGGGGGGGGGGGGGUUGAAGUUUAAUAAUAAUAGUAUCUUCUAAAAAAUAAGUUGUGCUUAAUCAAGGCACUUUUUUGUAAUGUGGAAUUGAUUCUUAUUAAACAAUUCAGAAUUCUAGAUUUGACAUUUUAUCACAAAGGUAUUCUGCCAAGUAACAUUUAGUCAUUGCAAGAACAGUGCUCACCCUGCUUUAUCACACUGAAGCUGUCCAGACUUUUAGUGGACUUUACAAUUAUAGGUAGUGAAACCAACGUAGCACCCCUCUCCAAGAGAUCAAUAGCUAUAAAAGCAAGACAAGCAACAGCUUGUCUCUUCCAAAAGAUCGAAGAACACCUAAUGAGGCACAAAAUAUAAACUAGGUAGUGCAAAUUAUAUUAAAUUCAGUCAACAUUUUUCAGCCUAUUGGGCAAGCACUACAACUUCAUACUUCAUUGUGUUUCAUUAGUGUAUUGGAGAGAUGCAGUGAGAGCAAGGCAAAUCAAAUAGGAAUUUCCUGACUUUGAUGUUUUAUUGCAUAAGUGAAGAUUCCAGAAGUAGCUCUCCCAUUUACUCCAUAAUUUUGGUUAGUGUUGAUAGCUUCAAUCUUUUGUCGAGCCAGGAAUUGGUAAUAAACAAUAUAAAAGAAUAUUUAUAAACCUUAAACACUUUAAUCAUGUUUUAAAAUUGCUAAAAUUGUCUGGGAGUAGACAUUAUUUGCAAAAUCUGACACCAAUCUGCACUAUUGAUCCUAUAUUACAGUUACACAAAAAGUGUUUACAAAGUGUCUAAUGCUAUUGAAUACUCUUAAAGCAUGACAAAAAACUGAAGCCACAAAAAUAUUUAACUAGUAUUCGGUAAUUUGGUAUAACACCUCUUCUGUUUAAAUAGUUGAAUAAGAACUGGCAGACAAGUUUUAAAAAAAAAAUCUGACCCUUCAAUUGUUUCAUUAAUUAAUCCACAGUACAGAGUUUGUGAUUCUAUCGUGCUUUUCAAACACUAAACAUUUUAAAAAUAAUCCUGUUUUUAUUUCUAACCUGCUUCUCCAGGUGGAGACAGCAAAACUGCCAUUUCCAUAACCAUUAUCAUUUUCAAUUGGCUCGAACUAGGAUUCACUGCAGGUUACUACAGAAAAUAGUAUAAAUUAUUCAGCUUUUCCAAUUAUAAUAUUCACUAAAAUAUUUAACAAAUAUUGAUUAGUACAAGGUCUUGUGGUUUUACUAUCGACAAACAUUUAAUAAAUGAACCUGCUCUCAAACUUGUUUUGAAUGUUUCAUUUUACAUCAUACAUUGUAGUGCUUUCUCCAUGCAAACUUUUUUCUUGCACAUUAACAAUAAUUUUAACAACUUGAACAGUUUAAUUUUGUACUUUUUGCUAUUUCCUAUUGUGAAGCAUGUACAUUACCUGGAAUGUGUUUAACUUGACAAAACUCUUGUAACCACACUGUUGUAACUUUGUUCCAAUUUAACAAUAAAAUUCAAGAAACAAA